Penicillium bovifimosum is the source of this 249-nucleotide messenger RNA. RefSeq lists its product as uncharacterized. The record is from RefSeq and is a predicted model, not a curated record. The transcript has a single exon. Bases 1 to 249 code for a protein of 82 amino acids. Lineage: Eukaryota; Fungi; Ascomycota; Eurotiomycetes; Eurotiales; Aspergillaceae.
AUGCGCGACUUGGCGAAACGCACUACAUCACGUACGAAGAAGUCCCAACCCGAUGGGGACAUGAUGGAGUGGGACCCGACGCCCCCCUCGGCCACCAGGAUCGCCGCGGUGAGGAACUCAGGAGGCAACCCAUCCUCCCGCCCUGAGGACCAGACACUGAUUGGGAAGCGUGCCAAGUGGGUCACGAGUGGAGAGCUGGAGGCCCGAAAGAGAGAUUACACAAAUUUGGUAUAUGGUUAUUUGACAUAA